This is a messenger RNA of Synchiropus splendidus (mandarinfish), 2634 nucleotides long. RefSeq lists its product as uncharacterized. Lineage: Eukaryota; Metazoa; Chordata; Actinopteri; Syngnathiformes; Callionymidae. The record is from RefSeq and is a predicted model, not a curated record. Gene Ontology annotation, biological process: positive regulation of hippo signaling. Gene Ontology annotation, cellular component: cytoskeleton; cytoplasmic side of apical plasma membrane. Bases 207 to 1949 code for a protein of 580 amino acids. The transcript has 14 exons.
GUUUCAGCACGCGAUGGGAAAGAGGCACUUGGCACUCAAUGUCCACGUAUUCACCGACUCUUGCUGGAUAAAUGUGCUUUUAACUAAUGUUUAAGGACUCGAACUUGUACAUUAACGUCUUUCCCACUUGUCGAUUCAGCAUGUAUGAAUAAAAAGCCAACUGCAGUUACAAGAGCGAAGAAUUUCUCUGAGUGAUCUCACUUCACAUGAUGUCGGCCUUGGUGAAGCAGGAGAGGACUAUCUGUGUCCUCCUGCCCAACAAAGAACAGCUGGAUGUCAGCGUCGGGCCAAAGGCUACAGGGCAGGACGUUCUAAGUCGUGUGACGGAGCUUCUUGGAAUUAAAGAGCUCUAUUUCUUCGGCCUCACCGUUGUGAAAGACAACGAGCACAUAUUUAUAGAUCUGGAGGAGAAGUUGACCAAGUACUUCCCAAAGGAAUGGAAGCAGGAGUCUGUCAAGGGAUUCCAAAGGAAACCACUGCCCCUUGUGCUUUGCAUUAAAGUGCAGUACUACGUGGAGAAUGGGAGACUAAUUUGUGAAAGGAAGGCACGACGCCUGUACUACUCCGACCUGCGGGAGAGGGUGUUGCGCUCCGAAUGCCGUCAGCAGGAGGAGGUGUAUUUCCAGCUGGCUGGUUACGCCAUGCAGGCGGAGCUAGGUGACCAUCAGCUGCCUGUAGGGGAGUCAGAGAUGAGCCCUUACUUUGAACCAAAGGAGUAUUUCCCUCCCUGGAUCAUAGCCAAGCGUGGCCUGGACUAUCUCCUCUGCCAUGGACCAAAGGUGCACCAGGACCUCUGGGGCAUGUCCACCCGAGACGCCAUCCUCCUCUUCAUCAGGGAGUCAUGUCGGCUUGAGGACGUGCCGGUGACGUACUACAGGCUGCAAAAGGAUAAAAAGGAGGAGAGAGGAACGGCGUUGCUCGGGUUGACCCUGCGAGGAAUGCAGGUUUAUCAGGAGGUGAAUAACAUUCGACAGCAACUGUAUGACUUUCCAUGGUCUAAUGUGGGUCGUCUGACGUUCUUGGGUAAGAGAUUUGAGAUCCAGCCAGAUGGCCUGCCCUCAGCCAGGAAGCUUGUUUACUACACCGGCUCAUCGUUCCGCUCCCGUCACCUCCUGUUACACCUGAGCAGCAGCCAUCGCCUUUACUUGAGCUUGCAGCCGGCCCUGAAGCACUUAAGAAAGCUGGAAGACAGCGAAGAGAAAAAACGCUACAGGGAAUCCUACAUCAGCGAUGACCUAGACCUGGACCCUCCUGGUAGUGAAAGCAGCCCAGGUUUAUCCAGACACUCCACCGGCAGCUCGGGUAUCGAAGCUGACGGCCGCCAACACAGCAUCUCUACAGAGAUGACCUCCAUGGAGGAGGAGGUUCACCUACAAGCUGAGAAAUGUUUGAGCUCAGCUAGCAGUCACAUCAGCUCCAGCACCUCGGGGAUUGAAACUGGCAGCAAAACUCGAACAGACGAUGAGGAGUGGCAGGAGGAAGAGAUGAAGGCUGAAGGAGAAGAAGCAGCAACUGAUAAACCUGGUGUGAUGUUCCGGCUGGCUGAUCUUCUCGAUGGAGUAUCGGUGGAUUGUUCAGAGCUGCCUUCAGAGGAAUCAUUUACAGCAGCUAACAAAGAUUGUCCAGAGAACAGCACUGAAGCCACAAAGGAAAAUGAAAAUGACUCAAAAGAGGCACAAGCCAGCGUGGAUCGACAGAGCCACAGUCUCGAUGAUAUCCACCUAGUUCCUCCACAAGCUCCUCUGGGCACCGCAGUGCCGGCUGAUUCUUCACACAGCUACACGUUUGGCUUCCCAGAGGCCUCCACAAGCACCAAGAUCCCAUCGGAGAAUUCUUUCUUCCCGUUUUUGGACUGCCAAGACAAACCUUCCUUCUAUGGUCGCAGGUCAACCAACUGUCUCUCUCUGGACAUGUUAGGAGAUGAACAGUUCCUGGAAUUCAUACUUUGAGAAAUUCCUUUUUGUGCUCAUGGGGUCCUCACCCUUGUGUCAGCUGGUCAGUACUGCAUAUUUAUUGAUGUUUAUAUUGUACAUAUCCCUCUGCUUUACUGCAUUUCUAGAUGCCUAAAACAUUUCUUUUUUAUACCGAUGCUGUUUGUUCAGGUGUAAUACCAAAUAUGACCAGUUUGUUUGCUAAACAUGCCUCAAUUAACCUGAUUGUAAGCUGAGAGGAAUCGCCACAUGAAUCCAUAUACCAUCGUUUUAUAUUCUGUUUUAUUUUUGUAACUCGUGUUCUUUCUAGCCUGCUUGAAUGGUGCUGCAACUGGUGUGGAAUGUUUCUUUUCAGCUGGUAGCACAUUCACCCAAAGCUCCCUCAUUUUCGACUCACCUCCUGCCUUCACAUUCGCUCAGCAAAGUCCUAUUUUUGUACCCGCCAUGUGUCUAAUGACUCUGCAGUACUUUUUUUUCUAUGUUACGUAACCUCAGUACAAAAGCGCCUUUCUGUCCGUGUAUUCUCUGUCACAAAUCAUUUACUAAAGUGUAAUUAGUAUGCAAAACAACCAGUGGUCACUGUGAGCUCAUGGAGGGCGGUUAUACCCGAUUAAACACAGCACUUAUGAUAUUAUAAGGUCAUUUUGAUUCGAUUUUUGUCAUGUUUUUUUAUCUAAAGAAUUGUUUCAUAGCUAAAAUAAAU